GAAGAGUAGCCAAAGAAGGACAUGAGCUCAGGAAAGGAUGGCAUUGUUCCUUUUGAACAAUACAAACUUCCUCCGGUUGGCCAUGCUAUCUCUGGAGCUGUAGCCAGUAUUCUUAGUAAUAUGAUUAUCUAUCCCAUUGACAUAUCAACCACUCGACUACAAUUAGAACAAAAGAAGGAAGGACAUUCUAAAGGAUUGGUAUCGAUGAUGAGACAGAUCUAUCAAGAAGGAGGCAUAGAAGGAUUGUAUAGGGGACUUGGGGCAGAUAAUGUGGCCACGGUACUGUCCAGCUUUAUCUAUUUUUAUUGCUACACGGCACUUCGGAAUAUGCAAGAAAAAUUCAAUACAUCCAUGGGUAAAUCGACGGCUACAUUGAAUAUUUAUCAAGAAUUGUUUUUAGGGGCCGAGGCGGCAUUGAUUUCCCGUUUCUUCACUUCUCCCGUUUCCAAUAUCACCACUCGUUUACAAACAAGUCAACAAGUCUCCUUUAUGGAUGUUGUCAAGGAUAUUUAUAAUGAAAAAAAGAUAACAGGUUUUUGGACAGGAUACCGAGCAUCCAUUAUUUUGGUUUCUAAUCCAUCCAUCACUUAUUUUGUUUUUGAACAAUUGAAAUCUUUUUAUUUACGAACUCAUAACAAGACUACUUUGACGAGUGUACAAACAUUCUUAUUCUCAGCCUUGGCGAAAAGUAUGGCAACCAUGAUCACUUAUCCUUUUAUCUUUGUUCGUGCCAAUAUGAUCGGAUCUAAAAAGGGAGAACAGGAUCAAAGCAUGAUGACUUUAUUCAAACAAGUCAUUGAGAAAGAAGGUAUCACUGGUAUUUACAAGGGAAUGAAGGCACAAAUCAUCAAGGGUUUCUUCAAUAGUGGGAUCCUCUUUAUGAUCAAGGAUUAUGUCGCGACUUAUUUGGCUUUUGUAUUUUACGCUUCCUACAAAUUGAAAAUGAAAAGACGUAUCAUUCAAUGAGGUAUAGACAUGAUGAUUUCUUUUUUUAUUAUUAGUUAUAUUUUUUGUUAGUGUAGAUAU
This is a messenger RNA of Halteromyces radiatus, 1026 nucleotides long. RefSeq names its product mitochondrial carrier domain-containing protein. The transcript is spliced from 4 exons. The record is from RefSeq and is a predicted model, not a curated record. NCBI's taxonomy places the organism in Eukaryota, Fungi, Mucoromycota, Mucoromycetes, Mucorales, Cunninghamellaceae. The coding region runs from base 22 to 966 and encodes 314 amino acids.